GACUUUGUGGUCUAAAGAGAGAGCGAGAGAACGUCGGAGAGAGAGAGAGAGAGAAAGAGGCGCUGCUGCUUCUUUUUCUGCUUCUUCUGUGUCUUAAGUUGGUGUUCAUCUCGGGGAACAAACAGCCAGGAGUUCAAAUGGGCUGAAGCAAGCACUUUGGCUUCACUUUACAACAGCUCCAUGUGUCAGGAUGAACAGCAACAGCAAAUCAGUGAACUCCACUGCAAUAAAAGCGGAGAUCAAGAGGCAUGAAUCUCUCCAGAGUGCAAUCAAUAGACUUUCCAAGCAGUUUGAAAGAGUCGUGGAUCAGCAGCUGCGCUCAGGCCUGAAAGUUUACCUCCACAGCAUUCAAGGUAAGUUCAUCAGCUGCUCUUUCUCUUUGGUGAAUUAAGGUGAAAAACAUCAUGUCAAGUGCGUGCUGCACCUCUGAGAGACAGGUUCAUUCAAAUUAGGUGCAUGGUGGUGACUUUAGGAUGCUUAUUUUUCAUGUGAACCUCUGCACACUCUCAGACUGAUUCACAGUCCGUCUCUUUGUCUUUGGGUGUUGAGGGAACGUGACGAUGUAGGUGAUUGAUAUCUUCCUCUUUACUUCCUGUCUCUUGUGGUGUUUUUUUCUGUGGAAAUAGUCCCUCCCUGUCUUUUUCUCAGUGUUUGCUUCCUGUCUCAUUUCACUCUGAAGCCAAAAAUCACCUCCUGGCUGCUCUUUUAAUACACUGGCAUUUAUUUAUCAGUCAGCCUCUGGACCUCGGCGACCAAUGGCAACAUCCCUCAGCAGCCAUCGCCAUGGCAGCAGGAUGAAACCUGCUGUGCGGCCUACUUCCUGUCUGCCAAUCUGCAACUGCCCUCAAAGCCACUUCCUUUCAGACAAACACAGCCUUUACAUGUGAAGCCGAUCACUUUUUACAUCAUUUCCUCUUAUCUUCACUUCCCACCUUUUCUCAUUAAAGUGACACAAUGAGUUACUGUUAAACUCCCCCUGCUUUACCCCCUUAUCUUCAACUUUCAGCGUCACAGAGGAAAGGUGAGAAACAUCAGCACUCUUUUCUUUAGAGGCUGUAGUAACACGUUAGUGCAGAGCAAAAAAAAAACACUGAGGAAGUCUCACAAAAUACCACUUGAGAAAAGAAAACAGCAAAAUGUACCUAAAAAACUCCCUGCUCCUCUUUUAGGAGGUUAACAUGCAGCUGACAAGAACCUGACGCUUUAAAUUUCUGUUUUUUUUUACACUCAGGAACAAAGAGUUCCCCUCAAAAAGUACUCUGUAUGCACUGACUCGACCUGUUUUACGAAGUUGAUACCAGGGACUCUAUUUUCACCUCAAUUUGAGUGAACCUUUCUGGUUUAAAAGCUGCAAAAAGUAAAGUGAGAAGGAAAAAUGCAUUCUGGAGCACAAGGUCAGUUUAGAGAUUUUAAUACAGUGCAAACAUGAGGAGUGUGCAGGGGUUCAGGGGCUACACAUUGGGAACAAAUAAAGUUCUUUUCUUAUCUUAUCCAAGCUUAUUCUAUUUGAGUUGAAGACUAGAGGUGUUGUGCAGCAGUUGACCAUGUUUCGAUUACUGCAUGGAAGAAAAGAGAGGGUGGACAAUGUGGCCAAAAGAGAAGACUGGGCCCUAAGCUUUUUGGUGCCCUGGGCGAAAUUACUCAACGCCUCCCCAGGACAUGUCAGAGUGAAAGAGGACUUCUGUUCACCGGACAUCAGCGUGUUAAGCUAAAACGUGUUCUUUACAGAAAAUGAUAUUUUAUAAAACAGGCCAAUCGCAAGGCUCGCAGUCCAGGUAGUUUCAACACCUGUUUACAGUUUUGAGGAGGUGUGCAUCAGCCACAGAGAGCACAGGGUUAUGCAGAUUUAUGGCGUAGGCUACAGCGUAGGUCCUGAUAGAUCAUAAACCAUGUUAUAUAGAAAUGCCUCUUUCGGGGCUGCUUAGCAAAAGAAGAUUAUCAGAAUCAAGAUUGAUUACCUCCUUUAACUGCAUUUCAGUGCCAGUGAGUGGGUGGAAUUUUCUAUUAAUCCAUAUCAGACUUUACAUGUUCAAAAAGAUCAAAUUUUAACAUCUGUCUGUCUAGCGCUUUGGGCAUUUAAACUUGUAAACAGUUUUUUCUUUAGUUUCAUGAAUACCAAGAAGUAUUCAGGUUGUUUCAAAUAAAAGCAGGAAAACCUAAAUUCAGCAAACCAACAGCACAUUAGUCCAACUGAUAUUGCAAGACUUUCUAAAAAUUUAACUGUCGUGAAUUUACACGUAAAUCUGUCUCCGAUUGUCCUUAGUUUUCUGUGCAUGCUCCACUGACUUUGACCCAGAAACUGAACAGCACCUACGUGUAACAGGAAACACGGUAGUGAACAAACCUUGAGAGAGGAAGGGAUGUUAAAAAAAAAAAAAAAGAUGAAGUUGAUUUUCAAAUGUAUGAAAGGUGCAAAGCUACUGGAGAUCUCAACUUUCAGCAUGACUUGUGACGUGAUCAUGUAGGUCAAGUGGGGGACAGCCCAGUCGUAACAAACUGAAAGGAGAAAUAAUCACCUACCAAAGCGGAGGCUGAUGUUAUAGAGCUUUAGCCGUAUAAUUAUGUGUCCUUUCAUUACAUGUAAAAUACAAUAAGAGGAAGUCAGGAACAUUUCUAAGAGUGAAUUAAAUACUCCUGUAAAGUACACUCAGUAGCUUCUCAGUACAUGUGUAAAUGUGUUUUAAGGUCAAAUGUGGCAGAAAAGCUCCUCAAAUUUAAUGAGCUACCUUCUGAUGAAUUUGAUCACACAUCCCUUCAUUAGCCUCCCUCCUCUGUUUGUCUGUGAGCUGAAUGUCAGUCAGGUCCCUGGUGGUUUUUGGGGAGCUUUGAGGUCUUCUUCGGAGCUGGCUCAUUUUAAAACACUCUUAAGAGACACCCCCUGAGUGUGAAAACAUUCAUUUAAUUUUUUUGAUAUAAUUAGGCUGUUGAGUGUCUGAGCCACAGCGAGGAUCAAAGUCUGAGUAUCCUCCAUGGGGACCUGGAUCUGUGAGAGUGGAGUUCACUGAUGCUAAAAAGAGAGUCACCUCUCCUGUGGACCUCGUAAGCGAGUGGGAUGUGGCCGGCUGGUGCUGUGUGCCGAACAAAGGCGAGAAAGAAAGACACGGAGGGAAAAAGAGUGAGGUGGGCGCUAAAUGAAGACAUUUAAAUAUGAUUCUGACUGCUGCUCGCUGCAGCAUGGCGGGGAAGAGGACAGCUCACAGUGAAGGAGAAAUGAAAAAUCACCCAGCAUGACCACUGCCCUUGGCCGCCGUCCAUCUGACAGCAGCCGCUCACGGGUGUCAGUAGUGUGUGGGAAGAGCUUUGUCUGUUUGCAUGCAUUUAAGUGUCUUUGCAUAGAAAAGAAGAGUCUGCCUGCGUGUCUGUUGUUGUACGUGGGCGUCUAUUUUAAAUAAUUAGAUUCACUGUGGAACCAUUACUGUAUAGUUAAUGGACACAGCCGGGCUGACAUCAAUCAUUGGUUAGUCGGCUGCCUUUUGAAGCCUCAAGCACGAAAUAUAUCAUUUCUUUGAGCCAGACGUGAUGGUAUUUGAAUGAGAGGGCAAUUCAGUAGGGGAGCGAGGGGUUGGAGUGUAAUUCAUUAUCCAUCAAAUGAGCUGGUUACCUACUACGUUUCAACAGAACGUGAUUCUGUUAGUCGGGGUGGUUCAUUGGAGAUCUUUAUUUACCAGAAUGAUGAUAACAAAGUCAGCGGACGGAGGCAGCUCAGUGACCUGCAUCUGUAAUGAUAGAGGUACAUGUGGAGAUUUUAAAGCUCCUGUGAGGAGGGUUUGACAUGCUGAAAUAAACAUUAACGCAGCUCCAUGACAUUUAAGAGCAAUAACCAGAUUGACAGCUUGUAACGCCCUCCUAUCACUUAAAAUGACCAUUUGAUUCUGCUGGACAUGUGUGCAUUUUAGUAUUAGGCCUAAUAAGGAUUGACUCGCUACUUAAUUCUCCCUCAUGUGGCUACUAGAGGAACUGCAGCUUUUACUCUUUGGCUUUACAUCUCAUUCCUGCUGGUGUGAAGCACUGAAGCAAACUAAGGUGCACUUAGCUCAUACAUUCAGGCAUGUAAAGUCUCCUCACUUGUUAAAAAUGGAUUUUUACACAUGUCCCCUCCCCUUUAAAUGUGUUUGGGUUUCCAUAAAGCAGCACAUCUCAUCCUUUUCUUUAUUCAUGAAUCCUCUUCCAUGGUGUCUCUUUCAGGUCGUGUCGUUUUCUUCCCCUUGAGCCAAAGGCGGCUGUCGGAGGUCUUUUGUAUUCAGUGAGAGUAGUUUAUUGCCCUCUCACUGACUGUGGAGGGGAGGGGGGAGCAGCCUGAGCAGGUGGACAGUCGGGCCGUGUGUUAUGAGAUGAUGGUGGGAGGCUGAGAGUGGUGCACUGUGGGGAAAUGCAUCCACUGGUUUCAUAUCAAGGCGUUGUUUUUUAAUCAGAGAGCAAUUAACAUGAAAUUACACACUAGGUUAUAAUUCAGGAGGCGGAUGUGAUUCAUAUUUGCUGCAGUGUUUGCUUUUUGAUGCACACAGUAAAUUUGCAGUUCUUUUGUUUGGCUGUCCUAUCAUUUCAGUUUGUUUGGGCAGGAAAUUGAUGUGCAACCAUUUUGAUAUCACACUACCACAGAAAAUUUACAGUUCCUGCUUCACAUUUCUGAGCAGGUGGUUUCAUUUUGUCCUGAGACUGAAAUCUUUCUGGGUUUGAAAUCAGAUUGGUCAGACUAAACAAGACACUUAGUGACAUUAAAAGCUUUCAUCUUUUGGCUCCAAUGUGAGAUAAUUUCUAGUUUUCUUGAUGUCAUUUUAAGACAAUGAAGUAAAAGUAAAAUCUUGUCAUUUAGUUGAGUUUAGUCCUGGAAAACCGUAAUCUCGUCUGACAGAGCAAGACAAGACUCUGGAGCAAAGUUGUUGGGUCCGUAGUUGGUUUUUUUAAUUUUGCUGUAUUUGUUUAAUAUUGUUAGUAGAGCAAAAAUAAUUUUGAUAACCUUUUCUACAACUAUUGUAAAAUGCUAAAUUUAUUCAAAGAAGUCCCUUCAGUUUUGACUAUUGGCUGGUGUCUGUUUUCAUCUAUUUGUUCGAUGUCUCUUCUUUUGGCGGUGUGUGUAUCCAAACAUCUCUCACUAGUUUUGGCGCUGUUUUCUUCCUCUCUUCUUCUAUUCUCUGCAGGUGUCCGAUCAACCAUAGGUUUUGUGGUCACAGAAUAAAUUGAGUAAAAUUAUUGUUUAGUGAUGCCACAAAUAGUGUUACAUAGUGCUAGUUCAGGCAGGCCACAAAGUCAGACACAGCCCAUAGUUCAUCAGCUGAAAACUAGGCCAAUUAUGUUUACAAAUCCAAUCAGCAAAUAAUCAAAGUAUGAAACUGCUUCAGCCUGUCUGCUGCUUCCUCUGCAAACCACUUUGCGGCCCGCCCUCACCUCACCUCAGCUCCUCUGAUUUUAUCAGUGCCAUGUGUGUCUUCACUCUGUUCUGUACUCCGAGGGUCUUUGCUGCUGCUCUUCCUGCUUUGGUUUUUCAUGUAUGAAGAAGGAAGGUGUGCUCUAUCUGCCUCAGUCUUUGCCAUUCCACAUAAGCCCAUGGAAGGGCGGGGUACUCUGUCAAAUAUGAUCUAUAACAUGCAAAAAUGAAACUAAAUUUGACUAAAUAUCUAGAUUUUUAUGUUUUAUAUUGUCGUCUCCACUUAACAUAUUUCCUACACAUCAUCAAGUGUAAUUUUUUAUGCAUGGGGGUUGGGUAAGUGAACGUGCUUUACACAGGAAUGACAGCAGACGUGGUUUCUUCCUCUGCAUUCUGUGGUCCAUCUAUUGAUGUCCAAUAUGCUCUCAUCCUCUCACGCUGAUGCUGGCUUCAUGCUGUGAGCACCGAGCUCACCCACUUCUGCUAAUGAACACAUGCCGUAGUAGGCAAUAGACUACAGAUCAAUACACUCACAGGAAACCUCUUUCACUCACAUGUACAAGACACACAAACCCACACAAAGAAGCACUCACACAGAGAAACACCAUUUUGGUACGGAGAUCCUGGCAGUGAUUGUGAUGCAGAGUGUACCAAAACAGGAGGAGGAGGAGGUGGAGGUGGAAAGACAGGGAGGAGAUGAUUGUGCCACCAGAGCCAGGAAGAUUGUAACACCUUAGCAACAAACAAGCCAAGCCUCCUACCGAGGAGGAGCCACACAGAGCCACACACACACGUAUACCCACUCAUUCAUUCACACACACACAAAUACACACACAUUUGUGCACUGAUAGACGGCUGAAGAUGGAUGGAUGAUGUUGAUAAAACUAUUCUGGCAGCUGUAUAAAUGAAACCGGGAGCAGACAUCCAGCCCGAGUGCCUCUUUUCCUCCUCGAACAUGAAUCAAUUUAUUUCCUCAUUUUCAGUUUGUCACUCCUGCCAAACCAUCUCUCCCUUCUUCUUUCCACUCCCUACCGCCGAUCCGUCCUCUUGCGGUCUCUCCUCAUUUACCGGGUCCGGCUCGUGUGUGCACUGCUGCUUUACCACCAGCCGUUACCCGCUGCCUCCCCCCUCCUCUCCGGCACACAGGGAGGAAGAUGGAGGGGAGGGGAUGGGAGGGAUGAGCAAUAAAAAAAAACUGGGACCCUGCACAGUCUGAGAGGAGCAGAAGCAGAAGCACAGAUAGAGAGAGAGAGAGAAAAUAAAGGAGGGAAAGACGAGAGGCAGGAUCCUUCUGCAUUGUAUGGAUUGCUUAUUGGAACAAGGAGGGGCAUGUAGAGGGAGGGGACAUUGGAGAUCCAGAUCAGUGUGUUUCUGAGAGCAGGAGGAACAGAGAAGAAGAGCUGUGCAUGUGUGAGGUUGUGUGCAUGCAUGAGUGUGAAAGUGUGCAUGAGUGUGUGAUGUGCUUUAGACUCGCUGAACCUGUGCGACGGUGUCUCUAUCCGAGGAAAGCUUCAGAGGCAGUCGGAGAGCUGUUGGAGCGGUGACUCGCCUCGGCGCCUCCUCUGUGUGUUGUCAUGCCUAACGCCUGAUGCGCUCAGAGGACACAGGCUGCAGCCCGGGAGACAGCGUGAGGGGCGUGAUGGCCGGACGCACCCUGACUCGGUCAUGCAUCUUCAGAUAUCAACCUGGGCUUCUGUUGGCUUCUCCCCUCUCUGAUCCCCUUCAGCACUCAUCAAUGUCCUUCCUGUGCAUCUGUGCGCCGCGCUCUCUGAAUGGAUACCGCUGUCAACACACAUGUGUGGAUUUGCAAUGAGCGCUCAUAAUCUGGACUGGACCUCAGACAGCUCUGGGUGUGCUGGGCCAUGCUACUUUAGGGUGACACUGAUGAAUUUUUAAAGACUUCACCUUUUCCGGCGCUGUUGAUCAUAUUUCUGGAUGACGUCUGAUGCAGGGCUGUUAUUAUUCUGAAUUCAAUCAAGGUUUUUGCUGAAGAGGAUGGACUGGGAAACAUACAACAAGGGGGUGCUUCACAUAAAGAAUAAGGUCAAGUAAAUAAUUAGCAUCAGGAAUGAGGCAUCCAUAAUGAAGAUUUAUUUGCCUCAGCGGUGGAUAAAUUUUAAUUGGGUGUUUUCUAGGAACAAAAGAGCUGAUUGGACUGCACUGACUGGGUGUUGAAGGUUGUCAGGAAGAGAUUUUUUUUUCCAGUACCCGAGACAAAUGAAAAUUUUAGUCAGAGAAGAAAUCCGUGACUGAAAUUGAAAAUUGGAAACAAAGAAGAAGGGAUUUUGGGGAUGGAUGUAACCAGCAGUGGCUCUGCUGUUGAAUCUUCCAAGGAGAAACUUAAUCUCCCUCCAUGUAAGUUUUUGGUCGCAGUCGUGCCGUCAGAUUCUUUCACAUCCCUCUGUGCUGGCGAACUGUCAGCGCUUCAUGUCACUCUGUCUGGUUUCAUUCAUCCACUGUGUGUCUACUGAAGCCCGUCCACAUGAGCGGAGGAGGCGCCCUGCAGCAACGCACCACCUACCUCAUCUCCCUCACCCUAGUAAAAGUAGAGGCCGUGGAGGAGAAUGGAGGGGAGGCCAAGAGCAGCACCCAGGGGAAGGAGGUAGAGGUUGGGCAAGGAGGAAGAGCAGGAAAUGAGGAGGCCGGGGCGAGAGCGGAGGCGGGAAGUUACGCUCCCUUACAGACUGAGAAUGGAGCUGGGGUUGUUUUAGGACAACCACAAAAGGCUGGAGAUGCUGCUGUUGGGAAGGACAGGAAGUUGACUGAGGAGCUCAAAGAUGGAGAGAGAAAACCUCUCAGUCCGCUGAAGGAUAAACCGCCCUCCACUGUUGAUGCCCCGAAUCGAGGGAGUGAAAAGCCAACAGGCAACCUUUCGAUACCUUUACCUGCUGAGAGAGUGACAAAGUCUGUGGAGAUUGACUUAACACGAGUUGAGAAGACAAUUACCACCCCAGAGGCGCAGCAAUGCAGGUCACCGUUGCUGACCAGAACACUCCCAACGGAGGUGGUCGAGCCGAGCCGCACUCCAACCAGAACCAGCCUCCCUAUUCGCCCGGUGGGGCAGCGACCUGUGAGUCUGCUGAAAUCUCACAGCAGUGUCGCCACCCGAGGCCGAGAAUCAAGAGAGGGCAGAGAGCGCAGCCCGACCUCAGCACAAAGCCUGGACCGAAAGGACUGUCGCAUGCAGACACGCUCACCAGGCCCCUGCAGGGCCUCAUGGGCUGAGGCGAGCAGGCCUGAUGGAUGGAGGGACAUGCGGGAUGAAGCUCAAGCUGGAAUCCCACUUGAGAUUGGAGGUAGUGUGGCUGCUGUGAUGAGAGACAUCCCCAGGAAGGAGAGACUCAAGACGGGGUCGGCGUCCUUACCCACACCCGCGAACCAAGCCCCCAAACCGGCCCGCAAAGGUAAAAGUCGCACACUGGACAACAGCGACUUGAACAGCCUGUCUGAGGACCUGGGGCUGGCCAGGGAGGCUCAGCAGGCUCAGCAGGGCCAAAGAGGCUCCGCUAAAGAUAGAAAGAUGCUAAAGUUCAUCAGUGGCAUUUUCACAAAGAGCAGUUCGGGGGCAGCGGGGUCAUCCUCCACAGCGCCUCCUGUCUACAUACAGAGAGACUCCAGUGAGGAGGAAGGUAGGAGGUCGUAAAUGCACACACAACAUCUAGAGUUGUUCUGAUUCAGAGUUGGAAAUGUCUCUGAUACUAUCUUAGACAUAGGACUACAUAUCGGGAGUACCCUAGUCUUGAUAAAGAUGCAAUACAGCAGAUGAUGAGUUCAGAAUAAGAUCAGCUUAUCCCACUGUAAAUAAUUUCUUCUUCUUUGCAACUGCAAAGUAGUGACCGCUAUAUUUACCUUGGAAGUCAGGUGUUGGAGCUGAGAAUGAUACAUCACAUCGGAGUUGACUGUGUACCAGUUAUGUGUUUAUAACAAUUCAGAAAGUCAGAUCCUUUUGAUGUUUGCGUGCAGAAUAGAACUUCCAGAACCUUGUUGGUGGGAUUGAUUCACUUUCUCAAAACAAGGUUAAAUUAUCACAAUCAAAAGUACAGCUUUUUUACUACUGAUGGAGAGGGUAGCCAUCUUGGAUAUUGAGCUCAAGGUUACUGUAUUUCUUCGAGUCUCUGAGUUGGGAUUCUGACUCCAGCAGUCAUUUCUGGUGAUCUACCCAAGAAUAUUCUACUCCUGAGAUCAACUGAAAAUGCACCAUAAGUUGCACAUCUCACUGCACUGCCAUUGUGGAUGUUUUUUUAGCUGUCAGCGGCUGCUUCUAUUAGCCUGCAGUUUCAGGACAGCAAUUCUGGGACCGCAUCUCUGCAACCCUUGUGUUGUUUGGACAGUGAUGAUUCAGGUUAGGGUAGAGCCUGAUUUAUACUUCUGCAAUGACACUGAGCAGUAGCAUGCUGUACCCCUGCACCUACACAGAGCACAUAGCCUGGUGUGCACUUUUUCAAAAAUGUAUCUACUCAUUAAAACGAUACAGGCCCUGCGAUCGGUCCUCUUGGUGACAAACAUUUCCGGUAUCCCUCGCUUUCUGCCUCAGAGGCGAUAUUUUCUCUCUUUUUUUUCUUUGCAAUAACUGUGGAAUGACCAACUGCUGCUCAAGUCAAACAUAAUAUGUCCAGGUUACACAAACAAGAAGAGAACAGGAUCUCUAAAUUGUGUAGGUGGGGUGCAAUGCAGACACUCCAGUGCAGGUGUCUGUAAUCCUUGCACCAGUGUAGGUCUAGUUACCAACACAGGCUUCCAACCCAGACAUAUAAACGCGGUCUUAGUGUCAGGGUUGUGGUUAGACUAUUAAAAUGGUUGUGGCAGAUAUUAAAAAUGCAGCUACACACUGAACAUGUGGUCCUCUCACCGUGAGGAGAUUCCAUCACGAACAACACGGGUCUUGGAAUUGCAGUCCUGUAAAUGCAGUCCUAAAUCUGCUGCCUCAGAUCUACAGACACUUGCUAUUUCUGGCAUCUGCUGUUGUUUGUUUGAAGGCGGUCUGCUGGUUUUUAGGUUACGAUUCCUUUACUGUUCGUAUUUCCUAGUAGUUUUAAGGUCGUGUCUCUCGAGCUCUGGUGAGUGUGGUAAGAGUAAAAAAAAUCUCUUUUUGCCAUCCCACGUUAUUCAUCUUAAGUUUAUACUGUCUGUUAGACCACAAACUAAAGUUGUCUGGGAUCUGGGAAUCUGAUAUCAGAAUUUGCAAUUCAGCAAAUCCAGUAAUUGAAAUCAAUACAAGCAAGAAAAAAAUGGCUUCCAAGUGUCUAUUACAGCAUCACUAUCAGCUCUUUUGGAUGAACUACCUGCAUAAUAACAGCUUAUUAUCAGAGAUACUCCUGUCAAACAGUCAUCAUGGUGCAGCCUCUUCAUCUGUGAAGGCAUCCAUUUCAAAUGAGUCAGGGUGGGUUUGGGUGGGGUUGAUCUUUUCAGAGAACCCCACACAGCACACAUUUACGGGCUAUACUGCUGUCAUGAGACAUUUCCUGAAGCCAUGUGCGACUACAAAUUUAUGACAGAUGAAGCUCUUUGAUGUGAGAACUGACAAUAGAACCAUCUUGGACGGUCUUAAUCUAAUUCCCCUCAGAGCGAGGGGAGAUUUCACACCGCUGGAGGGGUAAUCUUUCCACUCUCUCUCUCUCACACACACACACCCACACUUAAGCAGCGAUCCCAGCAUGGGUUUAAAUCUCAUAAUGAAGCCAAAGGGGAGAGGAGCUGUUGGUGUGAUCACAGUUGGGUUGCACUGCUCUCGUUGAUUUUUCGCCUCGGCUUUAGUUCAGUAAAACCAGAAGAGGGAACGGCGUGAGGCGAUGUUUGUCACCCACGUUUAAAAAGGGAGGAACAUUUCUAAUCCUGUCUUUGAUAGUCCACCCACUGCCACUACACGGGGCUGUGUUUUUUUUACAUUUCUGCUCACUUUUGUUCCAAUCUCUGUUGGGCAUUACAUUUAAAAUCAUGUCAGAGCGUUCGUAUUGCUUUUUAAGAAGCAGCAUCCUCAGUUACGAGCUGCUAAUUUUUCCCCUCCUAGCUGUGUGUCGACGGCUGCAACGCACAACAGAGCGACUCUUUCAGACAAACAUGUUUGCUCAAAGAAAGAGCGAGUGUCAGCCUGUGGGAGUGAGCGAGUGUGCGUGUGUGUGUUUAAUACAUUCAUUCACUCAUUGUGUAUUCACACUGUUACACAUGCACACUGUGGAAUCACUCAAGUAUAGUGAGGCGAGCUCUGCCAACUACACACACACACACGCACACCCACACACACAUACACAUUUGCACGCAAACGUACACAUACUCAGGGCAGGAGGAAGUGUUGCCAUGGCAACCGGCAGGACUGCUGCUUCUGCUGCUGCUACAGAGGCUGAUGAAACAGAGGGGGUGGAAGAGAAUGAUGGGGAGACGUGGUGUGUAUGUGUGUAUUUGUGUGUGUGAUUGGUGUGUGUGUGACCGGGCGUUGACACAGGCUGAGAGGUUCUGACAAAAAACAGCAUUAAGUUGGAAAAUUGGCAGUUUCGGAUGAGAGCUACAGGCCAUACAUAUGGGGAGGGGGGGUUCAUUGGAUCACACAUGGUCGGUUUGGAGCAGCGAGUGUGGAUAAUUGGCUUUCUGUAGAAAUCUGUGUGUCGAAGCAGCAGAAGGAUCCCACUUGUCUGAUCACUUCUGGCAACAGCAGCCGGCCAUAAAGAGAGCUUUGAGUCAGAGAGACAGACAAAGAUAGACACAGUGUCAGUGUGCGUGUAUGUGGGUGUUUCUGUGUGUGUGUGUGUGUGGGGUAGGAGUUGCCCUUUUUUCUCAGGGAGUUGCCUGCAGCAGCACCUCAUGUUUAAGCUCCUUUUUCCCCUCAUCUAAAGCCCAUCACGACCGCCUGCAUGUGUCAGAUUCAGAGGUUUUGGCCUGGUCGCUCCUUAGAUUUAGCGCCUGGCCUGAGUUUAAUCAUCAUCUGCUUCAGACACACCACGUGUUUGAUAGUGGGCACUUUAUCAGUGUGACUAAUCUCCCAGAUUCUCCAUUUUAUUCCCUCGAUUUUUCAAACUUUUCUGUAAUGAAUUUAUUCUCUCUCUGACUCAGGUGUUAGUCGUGCUGGCAGCUUGUUACCUAAAGAAUUACAACCACUGACUUUUUUUUGAUUUAUCACUCUAGUCCUGUUAACUCUCCUCAAUCAUCGCUCAUCUACAACAAUAUCUCAGUGUUGAUGUAAUGGAUUGGCAUAAGAUUUUACACUGAAAUCCUGACAAAACCUCUCAGCUGAGAUCACUGACUGUAUAAAGAUGGAUGAUACUCCUCCACCUCCUCCUGUUGUUCCAAAGUAAUGUACCCAGCACAGACAUCCUGCGCAUAUGAAGUCAUUUGGAGCUAGAGUGUUCGCAGUAGGGAAUGAUCUACCCUUCUGCUGCCAAAAAAGACACAGUUUACUUUCUAAUAAAAUGUCUGAGAUCCCUAAAGUUGGUGCAGUCCAUAGCAGAAGAGUGUCUAAAGCUGUUUCGGUAACGUUUUCUUUUACGGUACACUUAUUACCAGGUAAUUACCUAGUAACAACAUGAAAUUAUCUGGUAAUUACAUGAUAACUACUAAGUCAAUACUGUCUAGCUACGAGGUAGGUAACCUUCCAUCAUCAUACAAAUUUGAAGCCAAGGGUCUACACAUGUAUUUUGCUUAGUUAUUUCACCAUGGGAGGAGAUGAAGUCAUAUCACAUACAGUCAGUGAUACCAUCUAUCCAAGUGGUAUGACCUAUUGACAAGCUGACUAAUGCGGUUUAAUAAAACAGCCCCAGAAUAAACCCUAAGUUUAUGAUGCUUUAUAAUUUUCAGGAGAAAACUCUGGAGUAUCCAACUUUAAGGUCAUUUUGGAGACAGCCAUCUGUGAUGUAGUUAAACUCUCCCCUUUGACCAUACAGGUUUUAAUAUUUCCUAACCACAUCUUUAUGAAACAGGCUAGUCUCAUUUCAUAAAUACAGCCCUCUGUGUUGAAAUUCCGUCCCCCCUCACCACAAACUACAGCCGCUAAAAUGUUGUUAGAGUUGAAUCAUCUUGAAAACAAAAAUGAAGAUUUUUAACCUUCGUGAAUGUUUUACUAAUACAGGAUUAUUGUUAUAGGGCACUUCAUUUUAAGCUCAGCGUAAUAAAUAAACUGGCGACUGUUUGUUUAUUGUUUCUCUCUUAGUUACCCCCAGGCUCAGUCUUUCCAUCUAUUCUUGUCUGAAGCUGCAGCUGGGUGUGUGGGGUGCGAGCAUCACUUCACAUUGAGGGCAGGCCACCUCCUCUGCCCUGUAGGGACUGUGGCACAGCUGGGUGCAACCCGACUCCUUUGGAUUACUGUACUGUCUGCUGUCUGUGUGUGUGUUUGUGUGUGUGUGUGUGUGUGUGUGUGUCCAUGUGGUUUAUUCAGCACACUGAACAACAACAACAUUUAGCAGGCAGCACAUCCAAACCAGACCCCUUUCAUAUCAGGGCUGAAGGAUGAGGUUAUUAGUCGGUUGGCAGAAAAAUUUGUCUGAAAUUAGUCAGCUGGCAGGAAGUCUGAUAUUACGAUGAUCAGUUAAUCAUUUCAAGUGGCUUUUCUCUGGUUGCAGCUUCUGAAAUGUGAGUUUUUUUAAUCUUUUAUAUCAUAGUUAACUGAAUAUCUUUGGCUUUGGACUGUUGCAUCAAAACAAGGCUCAUUAGUAGUAUGUUUACACUACUUGCCUUUGUAGUAAAAACAUAUAUAUAUAUAUUUAUGCUCAACACUUGUUUUUAUGUCUUUAUUUUUAUUUUUUGUGACCAACACUGGUUUUCAGUUUAAUCUGCUCAUUAUUUCCUACCAGGUUAGAUACAGAUUUAAUAGCUGUCUGAUUGCUGAUAUAUUUUUCUUGAUAGUUGAUAUCUGCUGCCAUAAUCCCAAAAUGCUUGUGGGAAAUGUGGGAAUAAAGAGAGCCCCCAGAGCAGAGCCAUACCAUCAAAUUUAACUUAUGACAUGAAAACAAAUAUUUCCUUACUGUAAUUGGACCUGACUGAAAUAAAUCUGUUUUGUUUUAUAUUGGUAAAAACGAAUUACCUUUUAAUGGCCUCUGUCUGCAAAUAAGAAACAAACUCAUGGUUGUAUUAAAACGAUCCAUUGGCUUGAUUCUUUCUUAGUUACAUAAAGUAUGAGGAUUAAUUUGGAUUCAGUUCAGAAUUUUCAGAAGAUUGAAUCUCACCAAGUCUAACAGCGCUGUUCUGCAUAUCUCAACAAGCUGUCCUUAAAAAGGAUCAGAACCCAUGAAAUGGGAUUUAGAUUUGGUUGUCUUGUAGAGAGGAGAUACUUAUCUCUAAAAAGGCCAUUUGAUUUGUGCCUUUUAAGCUGUCAUAAAUAAAUACGUCUGGUUGAAUCUAAGCAGACUGAUAUCACUGCUGUCUGUUGUAAAGAGAACUUGUGAGGAGUGUAUUUUCACAUGGUUUUGACAUUUCAUAGCCUGAAGGUAAAUCAGUCAAUCAGUUUGAGGAGCCUUCAGGUCAGUCUCUGAUGAAACUGAUCAAUAGUUUCACCUCAAGGUGGCCGUGGUUGAAAUCCACAGAGGACUUUUUGAAUGUUUGAUUGGCAGCUGAUCUGAACUUUCCUGUAAAAGUGGUGGUUCAAGCCCAGCUGCCCGUCAUUUACAGCACAAGGGAGGCAAAGUGGGUAAUGACUGGUGUGGCUGUACCUUCAGGAUCCCCCGCUGUGACUUAAAGGUUAUAUUCAUUAAGUUGACCCGCGAGGCCAUACGUGCGCUUACAGCGAGCAGCCAUGCAGCAGCUGUGUGAUUUAUCGCUCUCCCACAGGCCGUUAUGAUGGCUGCCCUUUUUACUGUACAUGAUCAAAAUGAUGAAUCCCUAUCUCUCUCUUUCUCUCGCUGCAUCGCUGACUGUUUGUCUCUGUCUGUCUCCCUUCAGUUAACAUUGCCAACAGCCAGGAGUGGACGCUGAGCAGAGCCAUCCCAGAGCUCAGACUGGUGAGAUCAGAGUGCAACACACACCACCAGCACAUGCCAGAACUCAAAACAGAGGAUUUGAUUUAUUUUUAGAUUUGUAGGAUUCAAGACGUUAUUAUUGUUGUACAAAGCAGGAUGGUGCAGGAAAUGAUGAGUUAAAAUCAGUAUCUCGUGGGCGUUGGGGAAGUGCUGUUUUGGCCUUGUGGUUAAGGUGUGCAUCACACAUCAAGGCUACAGUCAUUGUGGCAGCGAGUUUUACAUAAGGGUGAUCCAAAAGGUCACUUUCCUGUUAUUAUGGUUUUUUAACAUUUAGUUUUGGUUUUACACCUCUCUUAGGGAUUUAUUUUAGAGACAUGACAAUAGACAGUAUGAAACAUGGACAAAGUAUAAGUCUGUGGUUCUCAACUGGUGGGUCCCGACCCAAAAGUGGCUGGUGAACAUGUUCUGGAUGGGUCACGAACAGCUAGUCAAAAAAAUAAAUAUUAAAUGCGCAUCUGAUGUUUGAGAUGUCCUUUAUUUUAAAAAAUAGCUUAUUUUGAAAGGAACGCACUAUGUCGUGGUCCUCCUCGGUUUCUUAUUAAUGUGGCCUGAUUUAGGCAAGAUUAUAUGUUAGGUAAGAUUAUAUGUUUUUUAUUGGUCUUUAUUUUGUGCAGUUUGAUAUUUAUUCACUUUUGCAUGGUCCUCCUCAGGUUCUUUUGAAUCUGCUCUGAAUGCAGAAAUGCAAAUAAGUCAAAUUUCUCAUGUUGCUGUUCUCUAUUUUGUGCAAUUUGAUAUUUGAUAUUUUCUGUAUAUGCAACCUCAGUAGUUGUCAUCCUCAGUUCAUGUGCUCUGAAAUGCACUUUACUCAAUAAAAUAGGUGUAUUUUUGUCAAAGAUUUGAGUCUUUAAAGGUUUUUUGAUAGAGAAAUAUACAUUUUCUUGGUUUAAAUUAUACAAAAGUGGGUUGCGACUUAAGGAUCAUGGGAAACUGUGGGUCCCAGAGUGAGACCAGUUGAGAACCACUGGUUUAAGUGACAUCCUCUGUGUCUUGUGUGGAUUUUUGAAGCUUUGACAGUAAUCGCAAAAAUUGAAAUGCUGUUCUAAUCGAACUUUAAGACAACCUUACACAAAAACAACAUACUGUCAUGAUCUAAUAUUGCUUCUUAAAAGUUGAGGGCCUAAUUCUUCCUCUUCCGCUCACUGUGCUGUAUGUCUAUAUGUGGAUAAAAAAAGGAAGUGAGGCAAUAAUUUUAGACCUGCUAAAAGGAAACUAAAACACACUCAAGUGAGGAACUAAAAGUUUGUGAGGAACUACUUUAAUUCAGCCUGAGGUUUAUAUUUGAAACAUUACACCAUGAUGAAGCGUGCACACUCACCCUGAAAGAACUUCAUGGUGCUGUAUUUCCUUCUCUCUUCUCUCAGGGCAUUCUGGGAAGUCUGAAAAGUGGCAAGUCAGCGCUGGUGAACAAAUACAUCACAGGCAGUUAUGUUGCACUUGAGAAAACUGAUGGUAAGACACAUUAAGCGCAUUUUCCUUACACUGUGCCUUUUAACCACAGCAAAGCUUUUUGUGCCUGUUGGAUCUUAUUAGAUUAUCUUUCAUCACAGAGUACACUUUGUGUGACCUGCUGGUUUAUUUGGCUUCACCCUGCCUCUCUCACGCUGCCACCAGCUGCUGAAUAACAUGUCUGUCAUUGUCUCUGCCCUUGUCAGGCGGCCGCUAUAAAAAAGAAGUGCUGGUGGACGGACAGAGUCAUCUGUUACUGAUCCGAGAGGAGCCCGGUCCACCUGAUGCACAGGUGCUUCUUUGUGUGAGAGUGUGUCAUAAAGACAGAGAGAGAGAAAGAGACAGUAAUUAGUAUGCUAAACUGACAUACCUGCAGACUUCAUCAUCAAUCAUCCUCAUCCUAUUCCUCCUCCUUCAGUUCAGCAGCUGGGUUGAUGCAGUGAUCCUUGUCUUCAGUCUGGAAAAUGAGAGCAGUUUUCAGGAGCUCUACCAGUACUACAGCCAGCUGAACGCUCACCGCACAGACAUCCCCGUCAUUGUGGUCGGCACUCAAGGUCAGAAAAUAAAUCACGAGCAUUUAAAUUCACAAACUGCGGGACUAAACUGAAUAAUAAUGAGAGAGACGGGCAAAAGCAUAGAUCUGAUCACAAGUAGGUGGAUAAAAAAUGCAUAGAUGUGUAAUCUGUUGGCACAAGACCUGGUUUUUGUCAGAGAAGUGUUUGGGUCUCAGGUUGCUGUCGGAGUACAAAAGUCUGGGAAAAAGUGAAAAUCCUUUUUUUUUAUCAUGUAGGUCUCUCAUUGAAGAGCAACUCGGUUACAUUUUGUUUGCACCAGGGUCUCUCUCUUUUUUCUCUUCUCCUUCUCCAAGAGUAUUACUGACCAACAGAAUUUCAUAGCUGUAUACAAGAAAACAGCCUGUGUGGAGAGCUCAGGAGGAAAAAUCCACUUCCCUCUGAUGCUGCUCUGAAACCUCUCAAGCAGGCACCCAAUAGAAAUUUAACUUUAAUUAAUCUUUACGUAAUUAUUCAUACAUCUGCAUAAAAGUGCAGCCAGCAGUGUUGAAUUUUGUCCUCCAACAGCCUCUUUAUUCUUGCUUCUUUAAGGUACAGUGAAUAUGAAAACUGUUUUGUUUUUGUUUAAUUAGAAUCUGUCUUUUUUAACUUCUUAGGAGCGGGUCCCCUUCCACUUGAACUGCCAUGAGUCUAUGGUAGCGUAGAAGAAAGGAACUAAAAUCUCAUUUUUUUAAUUAGUUAGUGGCUGUGUGAAAUCUCUCUGAAGGUCUCACUGGAGCUGGUUUCAUUAAAUGUAUUUAAAGCCAAAAUGACUAACUUAAAAGCUGAUUUUUUAGCUUACCUGGUCAUUCAACUAACUCUCUGAUAGUUUCUCUUUCUAUUGUAAAUGGUUCCUUGCAUGUUUGUGUCUGCAACUUCGUAUUUCGCUGCUAUUUUAAACAGUAAAUAAGAUUUUUCUCCUUAAAGGGAGUAAACUGGUUGGAUAAAAGUGUAAAGAGACAGAUCGUCUUUUUUCCAGAUAAAAUCAGCAGCACCAACCCCCGUGUGAUUGAGGAUCAGAGAGCCCGACAGUUGUGCAUUGAUGUGCGUCACUCGCUGUUUUACGAGACCUGCGCCACCUACGGGUUCAACGUGGACCGAGUCUUUUCAGAGGGUGAGCAAGUUUGUAUCUGUGAUUCAUCAGGUGACGUGACCUAAUUCACUGCGAAGGGAACACGGCAGUGUAAACAAACCUGUGAUACUUACAGAUGACAGUCAGUGGAGUAAAUCAGUUGGUGUUUUUUCUUUAUCAGCUGCUCAGAAGAUUGUAGCUCAGAAGAAGCAGGCGGCGCUGCAGGCCUGCAAGUCUCUCCCCAACUCUCCCAGUCACUCUGGAGGAUCCACACCUGGGUCUGCAACAUUUCCUGGACAGGUACAACAUCCAAACAGCGAUUAGUUUCAAUAUCAUGCCUGACAUUUUGGUCUACAAAGGAGACAACAUCCUCUGGCAAGAAACAAACAUACUCUAUCCCAAAAUUCCUGCUUGUCUAAUUUCAGUUAUGUAGUUUGGGAUCUUGACGUGUCUUCAAACCACAUCCAUUUCUCCCUCUUCAGACAGCAUAUCUGUAUAAUCAAAUCUGAUCCAAAAGCACUGCUCUCACUGGUUCACAUUCAGAAUUAACUCUCUGUGGCUUUUAAGACCUUCAGAGUAAGAACUGCAUAAAACCAGAGUGCUACACAUUAAUAUAUUCAGGUGCAAACUUGUUAUUGUUCAUCUGUUUGGGUAAACACAAUCUUUUUUCGAGUCUAGACAGAUAUUGCAUAAGAUCUGUUAAAAAUAGGACAAAGAUGAAAGUGUUCUGCUGUUGCGAUGGUGUUUGCAAAGUUUGAGUAGUUUUUCACUUCUGCUGAGCGUUUUUAUCUGCUUACUUCUAGGAGAAUUUUAAUGAUCCUCAACGCUUUUUUAUUUCCUGCAUAUUUUAGAAUACGAUUACAAGAGACAAAAUUAUCCCCUUAAAAAUUAGUCAUGAAUACCUUUACCUUGUAAGCAGAACUGGGUUAGCCUGAAAGAUUAAAAGAAAGAUUUUGAAGCUCUCUGCAGAACCUUUGAUAAUUUCAUGUUCGACUGAAAAGGAGAUAAAUGCAUUUGAAGGUUCAAAUCAUCCAUCACACUGAAAUCUCAUCUUCAACACCUUCCACGAGCCAGUCUAUCACCCACUAUACAUCCAUCUCAGCCCCAUAAGUAUCACUUCCCACUUGUUCACGAUGAUCCUCAAAGGUCUAAAGAUUCAUGUUUUCCAUCAUGAACCACUUUUUGAGACUCUGGUUUUUCACAGGCCAGUCUGGACACUAAACUCUAGAUUUCAUUAAGUCUGACUUUUAAUCUUUUUCUCUCUAUCAUGAGACUGCAAUUCAUGUCUGACAGAGAAAGAAAGCAGCGAUUUGUUAACGAUCACAAUUUUCUGGCCGAUCACCGAUCUUUAAAAAGCUUGACCUGUGGAUAAUGAUAUGGGACGAUACUGAUUUUAUUUUUCUAUAACUGACAACAUACGCCUUCGAUGCUCCAAUCUGAUUUUAAUGAAAAACAUUAAACAAUGUUUUUCUUGCUGAAGUAGAUAAGAUCGGUGGAUAAAAUCUGAUUUAUGUGUGUAAGGAUCAGCUGAUCACUGAUCCCCCAAUACUGAGGAAAUCGGUGCCGAUCGAUCGGCCGGCCGAUUUAACAGUGCAUGUUUAGUUAUCAUAGCCUGUACAUGCAAAGCCAAGGCAGGGAGAGCAUCAGCAAAGACCCCAAACACAAUGCUUAGUGUAUAAUCAGACAUAGCUGAGGAGAAGUUGACAUUUUAACAGUGGGGUUCAUGGGGAUUUCCUCUUUAUUCUAGCUAGUCUCUAGUGGCCACAUGAAGAACUGCAGAGUUUUUUAAGCCUACUUUUUGUUCCUUUCUUCAACCUUAGAGGUUUCUGCUAGCAAACAACAUGCACAAUAAAAAAGUGUGUGCUGAUCUCCUGAGAGUCUUUGAAACCCAGGGUUACCAUCCAUCAUUUUUCAUCUUUCAGCUCAUUCUCACUCUCUCCAUCUCUUCCCUCACGCCUCCAUCUCCAUCUCCCCCGCUCCCUGACCUCCUGACCCCGCUGUCCACCACUUCACUCCUCUUGCUCUCAGGCCAGUAAUGGCCCUAGUGGUGGCUACGCCUACUCCCUCCCCUCCACCCCCGUGGUGGGCCACAGAGAGCUGCGGGUCGCUCAGGGAGAGGGGGUGAGCAGUGUCAACUCACGCUCACUGAAGAACAUCCCCCGACGGCCCUCCCUCUUCAAGGUCAGUUGUCGCCAGCUGCUGGCGUCUCACACCUUUUAGUUCCCCGUCACCUCUCACUAUCAUCCCACUCCAUCCCUGUCUGGCUCGCUCUGAUCACACCCUGUGUCUGGCUUUAAACACAUUUGCUGUUUUUGUUUCAGAACCGAGACUCAGAUAAGAAGGCUGGUGAUGCUAAAGGAGACCUGAGCAGCACACGAGGGGUCCCCAUCAAACAGGUUUGGAUGAAUUUACAAACAAACAAAAUCACCUGAAUUUCAAUUAAAUGUGUUUUUUUAGUGUUUGUUCCAAGCAGCACAAUAGAACGUACAGAUCCUUUCUUUAGCACCAAUGUGGGAACAUAAGAUGCGUACGCUUCAUCUUACAUAAGCAGCAGAAAAAAAUAAUCUGUUUCAUCUUUUCAACCUUUCUCAGGGGUGUUCUAUUAAUAUUGUGCCUUCAGCUAUUGUUGUCGAACCACUCUUUACUCUUUGAAGAGAUGGUCUCUGUUGUGUGGAGUCUAAAUUUAGGCAGAUUUGUGGCUGACCUUGGUUGUAUUCGACAGAGCAUCUUGUGGAAGAGGAGUGGAAGCUCGCUGAAUAAGGAGUGGAAGAAGAAAUACGUCACCCUGUCCAACAACGGCACGCUGUCUUACCACUCCAGCUCCAGUGUAAGAGAACACCAGGAACAGAUCAAUACAGCAGUAAAACACAGGGAGGAUUUAGUACAGCCAGAUCAUAUCUGCAGCUUUUCAGAUUCAGCUGCAGUUUCAGCUUCAGCGGUUUUCAGUACAGACCACAUUUAUCUUUGACAGACCUAUAGGAGCUAUAAAACUCCUGCUGAACAUUGAUUUUUGUCAGUGAUUUAACUUUUAAGCAUUGUGUAUCGCUGGAUAGGAAGUUCACCUCAUUGAAAUCUAAAAAAAAUUGAUCAUAAGCAGUGGCUGCUGGAGAGAUAUUUUAGGGGUCUGGGGGUGGGGGGCCCGGCAGUCGUGGGAAUGACAAACAGGUACAUCGUACUCAAGCUAAAAACAGCGAGGUUAGAGCUGAACAAUUUCUCACAUUAUCUCAUUACUAUUGUAAUGUGUGCCUCUGCACUAAACACUGCAAAAUUCAAAACGUAUCACAAUUAAUUCAGAAAAGUUAAUUUGAAUAAACACUCAAUGUUUCCUCACCCAGAAUGCUACCAUGCCAACUGUUGCUUUUCGGCCUGGUGUGAGAGCUGACAAGUGCUUGCAGACUACAAGCUACUCUAUACAGACUAACAAAAUACUUUUCUGUCAUUACUUUAUAUUGCCUGAUAAAAAAGACAUUUUUCUUCUGCGAAUGUGUCUGGACUCAGUGAAGAUUAUUUUAUUCAAAGUAAAACUAUGCAGCUGAAAGCACCUCUAAACUCUUUUAUUUUUGUUUUCAGGACUACACACAGAACAUCCACGGGAAGGAUAUUGACCUGCUGCGUGUGACAGUUAAAGUACCUGGAAAGCGUCCCCCGAGAGCGGUGGCCCCUGCAGUCCCCACACCGGUCCCCCAAGGCUCUGUACCUGGAGUCAAUGGGCUGAGUAAAGAGCUGACAGAUAGCACCAGUACAGGUAACACCUUUACUUCUCUGAUACCUGAGCACGGCAAUGACACAAACAGGGACAGCAGAAAGGGUCUUUUAAAGGACAUAAAUAUGUAAAAGUACUAAAAGUCAUGUUAAUGCAUUGUUAAUGGCUAUUAUACGCCUUUCAGAAAGUCAAUGAUGGCUUGCUCUGUCCAUGUAAGAGUUGACAUUUUUUAGAUGGGCCUUUUUUAGAGGAACUAUUUGCCAAGACAUUCCCUGAAAACCACACACCAUAGGGACUUUGUUGCCUGCAUUGGCACGGCUAUUGUUUGUUGUGAAGGCUAGCAUGAACCUUAAAGUGAGGUAUCUGACAUGACAGUUCAGGAACCACUUAGCCUCAACAGGGACUUCCACCGGCGAAUUGCAGCCCCCGAAGCGACCGUCGAUGAUCGCCUCUCAAAGCUCGGCUGUUGAAUGCUUCGUGCCCGGUUAGGGUUACCAGCGUUUGCCCGACUGUAGCCGAGGAUAGCGUCCAGGGUAGCAUACUUGCUAGUUUUACUGUCAGACACACUCCGGUUGUCGUGGGCAGUUAUUUUUCUGUAGUCUUUAUAGAGUUUCUUUAUCUUAUCGGGUCUAAGUCGCGAUGAAUCUCCUCUGCCGCAUAAACGUCCGAAGUUUUCCCUCUGUUUCUACCCAUUUUACUAUUUUUUUGGCGACCGUUAUGACGCACUGCUAAAAUUUUGCUGACGUUUACCGAGGAUUUUAAAUUAACGGUCGGUGGUUCUAAAAUGGCUCGCGCUCGAACACUCGCGUGAGUCACAGGCAGUCGGUGUUGUACUUGUGUCAGUAUGGCAGAAGCUCUGUGCUGGUUUUCUUUUAAUUUAUAAAAAGGCUGUCGAAAAUCAGUUACUAAAUAUUCCUAUUAAGUGAAAGUAAAUACUUGUGCCAUUGUCCUUUAGUGUCUCCACCUGUUAAUCCUUCUUUCUGCUCAGUUAGUGUUUGUGCGUAAAUUGUGUACCAGUUUGUAUGUUGUAAACUACGGUGGCCGAGAACCGCCACUGCCGCAAAUAAAAAAAAAAGCCACAACGUAAGUAAACGACACCAAAAAUAGUGGCGAUGCAAAAAAAAAAAAAAGUUUCUUACAGCGAGUGCCUGAGUCGAUAUGAAAUUAAAUCUCCUAGAAUCAGAUUUAGAUCCUGGUUCCUGCAAUCGAAACACACAAAGUCCUCCAAAAGGUCCCAUAGUUCCUGGAGAAGAUUCCUGAGGUUGAAAAGCACCUUAAGACAGUUGCUGAAUUUAAGACAGGAAGGAUUAUUUAAUAGUCAUGUCAGUUAAACAUGCAUCAGUCGUUUUUGUAUUGUUUAAAUAUAAAAUACUGUGUAUAUUUGUGUUGUUUCCUCUCCUGUUAGUUCCCCAGUUGUGUCCAGCCACCCUCUCCGUGGUGGACGACCGCUCGUCUGGAGGUUUGUCACCUCAAGGAGGAGAUCGAUCUCUUCAACGCUGCCCCUCCUCAUUAUCUACCAAAGCACAAAGCGUUGGUUCGUACUCAAAGACAUAUAAAUCUCCAAUCUUUGCCUCCUGUUUAGAAACUCUUUGUCCCCAGCUCCUUUUACUGUUGUAUAUAUGAUUCAUCAUCUUUUGUCUCACAUGUCAGAUGCCCUCGAAGGGGCGGCCAGUCCUUUCUCUGGCAAAGACCCCAGCCAGUCAUCUCCUAUGAGCGACAGAAAGAAGAACAGGAGGAAGAAGAGUAUGAAUCAGAAAGGAGACACAGCUGUUGGACAGGCUGAAGGUAAAACAUGUUAAAGUUCACGUUUUAUAUUGUGGGAAUAAUUCAGCAGGUUUAACUUCAAUCAGACCGUCAGCUUAUUUCACAGUGUCCUGCAUGUUUUCUGCCUUAUCAGACAGGGACACAGUAGAAGAAGAGUCUGGUCUCUUAAAUAAUAAAAGCUGUAACCUGCUGUGUAAUUUGUGACCCUGUACCUGCAGGUGAUCCUGGCUCUUAAGCAGCUUAAUCCAGCUGCUUUGCACCCUGAGUAUCAUGUGACCGGACUGCACCAGUUUCAAUGUUAAAUUAGUCUAACUGUAAAUGCAUUUGUGCAGCAGACAGUGGUAUCUCGUAGGCUGAAUGACUAUGACUGACUUCCAGCAGCCCUUUGUAUAGCCUUAUAGCAGCCCUUAAAUAUAUCAUAUGCAUGACUGUGUAGUCUUUUGUUUUAGUUAGCCAUGUAAUUUACAUACUCCCACAUACUGUUCCUUUUCUUUUUUGGAAAAAAUUUGGAGCUCUUAGCCAUUAUGAUGCCAAAAUGUUGCUUUUUUGUAAAGCUUUGUGCAGCACUUGACUGUUGUAGUCUUUCUUUUCUGUUGACAGAAUUACAUUUCCAUUUUCACAUGAUUUACACACUCCUACUCAGUGUUCCUUUCGCUUAUGUCUCUGUCCUCUUCUUCUGUCUCCUCUGUUAGCACACAGAUUACCGAGCAUCUUUCUCUGGAUAUUUCUCAACAGCCUUUUCUUAACUCUCUCUGUUUCUCUUUUCCUUCUCCUCUGCUUAUCUCUCGCCCUGCAGCCAAGCGCAAAAUGUGGAAGUUAAAGAGCUUUGGUAGCUUGAGAAACAUUAAUAAGACAGGUAACAAGUGGGGGUGCUGACACCUGGAUUUACAUUCAACAUUUCAACCCUUUUUUUUUCACGUCUGUGCACAACAUCCCAGCCUGAGUUGUUCGUGCGAAUCUUUUUGUUGUAUUAACUGAGAUUUGUGUGCGCCGCUUUCCAUCAAGCUGCUGUUUUAUGUUAUGGUGCAUCCCUCAUAUUGAUUUACUCCACUCAUUUUGUCCAUUUUUGGUUCGUUAGUUGCCUUUGAGCUCACGCAGAUCUUUGAAUUUUCUUGCAGAGGAGGAGAACGCAGACUUCAUUAUUGUGUCGUUUACCGGGCAGACGUGGCACUUUGAGGCCCAGAGUCAGGAGGACAGGGACUCCUGGGUGUCGGCGAUAGAGAGCCAGAUCUUGGCCAGUCUGCAGUCCUGUGAGAGCGGCAGAAACAAGGUACCCACAUUUUAAAAGCCUGGAAAUUACAUCUUUGUAUAAGCCUGUGUGAUCAAAAACUUUCUCAAGCUGUUUUCAUAUAUCCUUCUUUUGGCUGAUGCUUUUCUAAUCUUCUAAAUGUCUCUGCAGUAACCUAAAUUAAGUUACAUUUUGACAAGUUUUUGCUGAUGCUGCAGUAUAGCAGGUGCCAGCGCUUUUAGUCAUAUUUAAUAGAAGCAGACUAACACGGCCCCGGUGAAGCCGCUCAGCCUAUGAAGAGUUGGCCAGACCACAGCAGCAGGGAUUUUGCAGCAAAACAGAAUAACGCCAGAGUAAUUCAGAGGUAUCAGAGCAUGCAAGAGUCUCCUUGACAUCAACUGUAAUGUGGCGCACAACACAUGAGAGGCACUGCAGGAGGUUAGAGAGCAGAUGCCAUCUAGAUCAUUGAUAGCCUAUGGUAAAGAAAAGAGAAAUCAAAUGUCAAGUGUGUCGCUUAACAUCUCAGAAAAUUCCAUCAUAUCCAGCCUUUUUAGUCAGGCGCAUGUAUGACUUGACCCCCAAAAAAAUUCUAAAAGGUUUUUCAACUGUUUUUUUAUAGUUUUAGAUGUCCUUUAUAACAAACUAAAAGUUUAUAAAAGUUUGACUGCCAGAAAGGCGUCAUUUUCACGAUGGCGUCCAUGAUGGAUUGAGAGAGUAUUUUCUCAUUUACAGAGUGAUAAAAACAGAUAUCCAUAGUCACAAAACUUGUCAUACAAAAACUGUUUGUCUUAAUGUAAGUUAUAAACCUGUAAAGUUUCAUGGUGAUAUCUGUUAGUUCAAAAUUUUACCCAAUUCACCUGGAGUGUCUCCCCGGGCUUCCAACCCAUCAUGGACGCCAUCGUGGAAAUGACACUUCUCUAGCGGUCAAUUAAUAAGGACAUCUAAUCCUAUGAAAACAGUUGAGAAACCUUUUGUUAGAAUUUUUUUAGGGUUAGGUGGGGUUUUUUUUCAUAAAUGCAUCCGCCUUUUUAUGGUUGACUUCAUUUUCAGUGUCCAUUCUAGAGAUUAGUCUGUCUUUUUCCACAUCACAGAAGUCAUAGGGCGCUAAAUCAGGUGUAAUAUGUGUAUUUCUCAUGCUUGACUUUACAAAUUGGAAGAUGCUACUUGUGUCUUGUAUUUUCAUUGUGCAGGCUCGACGGAGCAGCCAAAGCGAGGCCGUAGCUCUGCAGGCCAUCCGCAACGCCAAGGGCAACAGUCUGUGUGUGGACUGCGAAGCUCCAAGUGAGUGCUGAAAUGUCGGAUUAUUCUGCUUUCAUGCAUCAAGGACAGCCCGUGGUGGUGGUGGUUGUGUCGUACUUGACACGUUGUUUGCUUCUGUUUAGUAAAGCUGUGUUUGUUUAUCUGUCACCGUCACUGCUCGUCUAUUUCAGAUCCAACCUGGGCCAGCCUUAACCUGGGUGCGCUUAUCUGCAUCGAGUGCUCAGGGAUCCAUCGAAACCUGGGGACCCACCUGUCUCGUGUCCGCUCUCUGGACCUGGACGACUGGCCUGGAGAGCUCACACAAGUCCUGGCCGCCAUCGGGAACCACAUGGCCAACAGCAUCUGGGAGCGCUGCACCCAAGGCAGAACUAAACCCACCCCCAACGCAACCCGGUGAGUAAAACACAUCUCUACAUGUAUUUCAAAAAGCAGAGCUGUCUGUAGUCCAUCCUAUAUCUCCUCACCAUCUCUCUUUUUGUGUCUGUCUCCUUAGUGAGGAGAGGGAGUCGUGGAUCCGUGCGAAGUACGAGCAGCGGGCGUUUGUGGCAGCUCUUCAGCAGACCUCAGGGUCACAGCCUGCAGGGGACAGCAUGCCGACGUGGCUCCUGUCUGCAGUGACAGAAAGAGAUCUGCCCAGACUGCUGCUGCUGCUGGCCCACAGCACUAAGGAUCAGAUCAACGCUCAGCCCACGGGGUCAAAUCCAUCCCCUCGCUCCGCCCUGCACGCUGCAUGUCAGCAGGGAGACGUAGUCAUGACCCAGCUGCUCAUCUGGGUGGGUUUCUCCUUCCUUCUCAUCCUUCUAUCCUUGUAGAUUUAAAACUAAAACAGAAAUAUUUCUUCCUCUGCAGUACGGAAUCGAUGUGAAAGCGAAGGAUGACCAAGGCCAGACCGCUUUGAGGAUCGCCAGACAAACCGGGAGCAAAGGCUGCAUCGAUAUUUUGCUCCAGCACGGCUGUCCCAGCGAGACGUCUCCACCAACUGCCACGCCCGUCCUCUCCCGCCGGUCCAGCACUGCCAGUCUGGGCCGAACCAACUCCAGGAAACGGUAGCGAAGAUGCUGCAGAGGACCGGAGAGGAUGUUCGUCAAAUAUGAAAACAUGGAUACAGCCAACGAAAAGACACCAGACACAGGACUUUAUUGUAGAAAUAUGGAUAUAAAAAAUGUUUCUGAAGACUGAACAACAUAUCAAACAACUUUAAAAGCAAUAUUCACUGAAUUUGUUGAUGACAGACAUAUUGCUGAGCUACUGUGUUGUUGUUGACCUCAUUUCAAAAUGACUCAAGUAGAACUCUGUAGCCGUCUCUGUAAUUUUAGGGCAGACACUCGACCUGCUGCAGUCUCACUUCCUCCAGAUGAAGUGCAAUAAUCCAGCUAUGACGACGAAAAGCAACAACUUUGAGUGUGAGACGUGUUGGAUAAAUAUAUGUAAUAAAUACACCAGAGGGUGCUGCUUUUAUUCAAAUUAGUUGUGACCGCACCAAAGCAGCAGCGAUUCUUUUCUCGGGCUUUACAAAUAAAACCUUCAGUAUGUCAUGUUGUUUCUUGUGUGUGCCCGUCGCAGCAGUAUCAAGGUCACUUCAGCCGAUAUAAACUGUUUUCAUUGAGGAGUCAGCGGAGAUCAUCCUGCUUAGACUAGAAAAAUGAAUGGUUUGAAACAUGAAACAUGUCAGUGUUACUCUCACAGGUCAAAGAUAUGGCAUUUUAAUAUGAUGUAAAUGUAACUAUACUACAUACUUAGUGUUCAAUUCUGUAACUACGACACAACUCAAAAAUCAAAGACUCAAUUUUUGUAAAUGAUUUCUACUGGUAGUUUUGAGAAUUUGUCAAGUUUGUUUUUUCAUCGUCUCAUAAUUUCUUAUUCUCUUUUGUCAUAAAAGCAUAAACAUGAAAACAGAUGCUUUUGCAUACGUAAACAUGUGGCUGUUAGUUAAGAGUUUUCUUUGGGAUGGCCAGACGACUGCGUAAAGAUGACGACAUUACUCAUGUUACUGUUGUGUAGGUCUUUCUCAUGAAUUUACAGUGAAAUAUGAAAUAAGAGGAGAAGGUGUCGCCGUUACCUCCGACACUUUGUGGGUCGUAUGAGUCCAUCAUGAGCUUAAAGAAAUGGUUACUGGAACAAAUAAACUUUUUUUAAUUAGCAUUAACAUGA
This is a messenger RNA of Xyrichtys novacula (pearly razorfish), 28478 nucleotides long. Lineage: Eukaryota; Metazoa; Chordata; Actinopteri; Labriformes; Labridae. The record is from the annotation of a GenBank genome assembly.